CCUCAAGCAAAAUCGGCAGAAAUGCGGACUUAAAAGUAUGCAUAAAAGGCUCAAACUAUUUGUAAGACAAUCCUCAUACACUUGACGAAUUGUAAAACACCCAUAAACCCUCUAGGAUUUAGCGGGAACACGCCUCUAUAGUGGACAUCGGAGAAUGAACCAUCGUUUCUUCCUGCAUGUUGUAACAGGAUGACGUACAAUUUUCGCGACGUAAUGUUAGACUGAUUCAUUUUUAAGUAAAAGUUCGUUAUAGUUGUAUUCGCUCGGCAAAGGCAAUGAAGUGACGAACUAUUAAACAACAAAUACAACAGGUUAUCGUCAUUACGGAGUUAUUUCAGCAUGAAGCUCUUACAUAAAGAUAUAGAGAAAGAUAAUGGAGGACAGGUGACACUGAUUCCCGAGGAGGCAGAGGACAUGUGGCACACCUACAACCUGCUCCAGGUGGGAGACAGUCUAAGGGCCUCAACCUUCAGGAAGGUGCAGACAGAGUCGUCCACGGGCAGCGUGGGCAGCAGCCGAGUACGCACCACCCUUACCCUGUGUGUGGAGACUAUUGACUUUGACUCCCAGGCUUGCCAGCUGAGAGUGAAAGGGACCAACAUUCAGGAGAACCAGUAUGUUAAGAUGGGGGCAUAUCAUACCAUAGAACUGGAACUGAACAGAAAAUUCACUCUGGCCAAGAAAGUUUGGGACAGUGUCGUGUUGGACAGAAUAGAGCAGGCCUGUGACCCAGCUCAGAAGGCAGACGUGGCAGCCGUGGUGAUGCAGGAGGGCCUGGCCAAUCUGGUGCUGGUCACUCCUGCCAUGACCCUGCUGAGAGCGAAGGUGGAGGUCACCAUCCCACGCAAGAGGAAGGGCAGCUGUGCCCAACAUGACAAGGCCUUAGAGAGAUUCUAUGAAGCAGUGAUGCAAGGAAUACUUAGACACAUCAACUUUGAUGUGGUGAAAUGUGUCCUGGUGGCCAGUCCCGGUUUUGUGAAAGAUCAGUUCAUUAGCUACUUAUUCCGAGAGGCAGUGCGGCAGGACUGCAAGGUGCUGCUGGAGAACAGGCCCAAAUUCAUGCUGGUCCACUCCUCCUCUGGGCAUAAAUACUCUCUGAAAGAAAUCUUGACUGACCCAGCUGUCACAAGUAGACUUUCUGACACCAAGGCAGCAGGGGAGGUUAAAGCUCUGGAGGAUUUUCACAAGAUGCUGCAGCAUGAGCCAGACAGAGCUGUUUACGGACUGGCACACGUGGAGAAGGCCAAUGAGGCGAUGGCUAUUGACAUCCUGUUAAUCAGCGAUGAGCUUUUCAGGCACCAGGAUGUGGCAACCCGAGGUCGAUACGUGAAGCUUGUGGACAGCGUGAGAGACAAUGCGGGGACAGUUAGAAUAUUUUCAAGUCUUCAUGUAUCUGGAGAGCAACUGAACCAGCUGAGUGGAGUUGCAGGCAUUUUGCGAUUCCCCAUCGCCGACCUGUCUGAGCCGGAAGAUGAUAGCAGCUCUGAUGAAGAAUAGGAGACUGGCGGGGUGGGAGGAGCAUAGCCAGCAUCACAUCCGUAACACACAGAAUGCAUGGAUCGAAAGGGAAUGCACACAAACAGGCACAGAGAGGAACAAAGCAGCAAUGGAUGAAAACACUGAGUAAUAAACCAAUACAGAUGGACACACUAAGGGAAAGACACAGGGCACACAAUUGACACUGUGGGAAAGGCCACAUGCUUGGUCAGGAGGUCCAUACAGGUGUGGGCCAUACACGUGUGCUGGUGGGAAGACCUCCACGAUAUGAGAGAGGGGUGGGAAUCCAGUUCACCAGAGAAGUGAAUAGUGGAGGUUUGUCAGUUGUCUUUGCAACUUUAAGGGAUUACUUUACCCAGCUUGCUCUUCAAGUCAGUGCAACUUGAGACAGUCUUCCUGGUUGUAUAUGUUUCUUUGUGCCAUGUUUGCACGCAGAUUCGGAAUAGUGAUGGUUUGAAAAGGAGGAUAUUUAAUUCUAAUAAAUGUAUACUGAUGGGG
Molecule: messenger RNA, 1995 nt
Organism: Brienomyrus brachyistius
Lineage: Eukaryota; Metazoa; Chordata; Actinopteri; Osteoglossiformes; Mormyridae
Gene: pelo
Product: pelota mRNA surveillance and ribosome rescue factor
Exons: 13
Coding region: 340-1497 (385 amino acids)
Biological process (GO): nuclear-transcribed mRNA catabolic process, no-go decay; nuclear-transcribed mRNA catabolic process, non-stop decay; ribosome disassembly
Cellular component (GO): cytoplasm
Source: RefSeq, a predicted model, not a curated record